CUCUCGCCCAAUGUCAGCUGGGAUCGCGGCCCCGUUUGGGACUAAGCGGUAUAGAUAAUGGAUGGUUUGUCCUGUCACAGCUCUGACAUUCCUGAGAGAGUAUAGUCAGUAAUGUAGCCUCCCUCCACAAGGUGGCGCCCAGCUGCUUAUAGUCUGGGGAUUACUGUAUCUGUUUUCUCAAAGUGUAGCUCUAAGCUGCCAGUUUCUGAUCUUGCUUCUUGUUCAGUGACUGCUCUGUCACAUUAGGUAAGUUCUGAUAGUUAAGGAGAUUUUCUAGGAGUUUCUUAUGAGUUAAUUUAUACUGUGAUUAUGCUGCCUGUGUGACUACAGUAAAUUUCAAAGUUUUAAUUAACUACUACAUUGUUCUGCAUUUCUUAGCAUUUUGCAUGUAUCCUACGUUUCCUUUUCCUUGUUCAUUUCUGUGAUCAUUGUGUUGUUCUUUAAGUAGACUUGGCAAAUGAAUCUUUUCAUUCUUUGACAAGCAGAGUGGAUGUUAUAAUUCAGUACUAAAAAUGAGAUGCUGAUACUUUUCCUAUUCAUUUUUAAGUAUGUAAUAAAUUACAAAUAUUCAUGCUUCCAUAUAAAAUGUAUUUUUGUCAGCAAGUAAAGGAAUAAAUCAUUUUAUAGAUUGAGCACUGUAGUGUAUUGUGAGGACCAAGGAAGGAAGAAGUUGAAUUUUUAGUUCCUAGUUUAUUGUUUUUGUUACUGAGCCACAAAAAUUAUGCACAGCCUGGUGUGUGUGUGUGUGUCUUACUUCUGUUUGCAGCAUGGUCAGUGGGUAAUAAUGACGGUUUCCGUAUGCGCCAGGGGCUUGUUUGUGAAUAACCAUUGCCAUGGCAACAGCUGCUGGAGGCAGAUAGAUGUUCAGCAGCCUUGCACAGAGCAGAGGGGAAAAGAGGAGUGUGGGGGAAUGAAAGAAAAGUGAAAAGGAGAGAGGUUCUAGAAGAAGCCACCCUGCGGCCUGCCCUCUCUGACUGGCUCUGUCUUUCAUCCUCACCUGUUCGCUCCUAGAACAACCUCUGCUUCUGUUUCACCUCAGCAUCUGUUUCCACAACAGAUGUGCACUCUUUAAUCUGUCUGCCUCCUCUAUACUUCUUUCAGUGGUGUCCAUGUGGGCGGUGGGUAAUUUAGGCUCUGGCCCUGUUAUACUGUACAGCAGCUAAGCAGGAGGAGCAAGAGAGAGAGAGAAAUAGAAAGUGAGUAGAUCAGUGUUUGAAUCAGUUGUUGCUUUUGCUUGUUGGUCACCGGGAAGCCCAGGGAGGAGAUGAACAGCAAGAGCAGGACAGAAAGAUUAGCAGUGGAUGAAGGUAAACUGGAUGAGUGGAACUGGAAAGAGGACAAGAAAGUGCUAUGUGCAGACAGAGUGGGCCAGAUGACGAAGACCUACAAUGACAUCGAUGCUGUCACACGUCUGUUGGAGGAGAAAGAGCGAGAUUUGGAGUUGGCCGCAAGAAUUGGCCAGUCACUUCUUAAGAAGAACCAAACUCUGACUGAACAGAAUGACUAUCUGGAGAUACAAGUGGGACAAAUCGCAGAGGAGGUGGCCCAGCUACACCAUGAACUGAACCUGAAGGAUGAGCUGCUGCAGUUUUACACUAAUGCAGCCGAGGAGAGCGAGGAUGAGUCCAGCAGCCCAUCAGCGGGGAAGAAAAGCAAAGUGGAAGCAGCUUCAGGAGGCUUUGUGAGCAACACACUCCAGAGGAAGCUCAAAGAGCUGGAAGAAGAGAACCUGUCUCUCCGCUCAGAGGCUAAUCAUCUAAAGUCAGAGACUGAAACAUAUGAAGAAAAAGAGCAGCAGCUUGUCAAUGACUGUGUGAAGGAACUCAGGUUGUCCAGUCUCCAGAUCUCUACCAUAGCGGAGGAACUGGCCCGUAAGACUGAGGAUGCCUCCCGGCAGCAAGAGGAAAUCACACACCUCCUCUCUCAGAUAGUGGACUUGCAAAAGAAAGCAAAAUCUUAUGCGGUGGAGAAUGAGGAGCUCUCUCAACACCUGAUGGCAGCUAAAGAUGCCCAAAGGCAGCUUACAGCAGAACUACAGGAGUUGGAGGAGAAGUACUCGGAGUGUAUUGAGAUGCUGCAUGAGGCUCAGGAGGAGCUGAAGAACCUGAGGAACAGAAACUAUCCUGCAGGAGCCCUUCGGCGCUACCAUCCCCUGGGACUGUACCCAAUGGAUUCUCUGGCUGCUGAGAUUGAGGGAACCAUGAGGAAGGAGUUGAGUCUGGACGAUCCUGAGUGUGAGGAGCAGAAAGUCCAUCAUAAGCGUGUUUUUGAGACUGUUAAGAAUGUCAACGAGACAGUCCGUCAGCGUUCACUGACUCCAACCAACGCCAGCAUCCCGGGCUCCAACCAGUCUCUGUCUGCACGGACGUCACCCCAGUCCAGUGGCCUCUCCAUUUCUCACUCCAGUGUGUAUGGAGGUGACGUCAGCGGAGACAGCGCUGCCCUUGACAACCGAACACAGAGCAUACUGAUGGAGGCGGCAUCCAAUCAGGACAGCAGCACAGAGAUUUGUGAGAAGAAGUCAAGCGGGGCUGAGGAGCUGCGUCUGGCCCUGCGCCGCCUGUCUCUGCGUCGACAGAACAACCUGAGCGAGAGGCGCUUCUUUGAAGAGGAGAGAGAGCGGAGACAGGGAGGACAUGGUGGACUCCAUUAUGCGCUGGGUCAGGAGAGUGCGUUGACCCCUUCAGAAAGCAUCAUGUCACUUGGCAACCUCCACCUGUGGGCCUCACGAGGGCCGUAUCUUCCCGACAAACUCCAAAUUGUCAAACCGCUUGAAGGCUCUGCCACCCUGCACCACUGGCAGCAGUUAGCCCAGCCUCACCUCGGCGUGAUUCUAGAUGCUAGGCCAGGAGUCGUGCCAAAAGGCUACAGACCCCUGGAACUGGAGCUGGAGCAGGUAUAUCCAUGGGGCAGCUUUGAGGAGGAUGACCCAGGCGAGCAGUACUUCCAGAAUCUGCCCAACUCCUCUACCUCUGCGUCCCCAGCUGUGACCUCCACCUCCAGCACCGGUGACACCAACCUCAGGCUGCCACCACCUAGCCUUGCUCCACCUUCUCCACCAUCUCCAUCCCCAUCGCCACAUCUCAGCAACACUGAUGCCCUGGCUACAUACUUCCCAGGUAAAUGCAUGGCUCACACCAGCUCUACCUACACCUUCACAACCUGUCGGAUCCUUCAUCCCACUGAUGAGCAGACACGUGUCACGCCAAGUCUAAAUCCAUUCCCAGCAUCGUCCUCCUGUGUGAUGACCAGUCUGUUGGGUACUCCUGCUGUGACACCCUGCACGCCACGCAGGCUCAGUCUCAGGCCCUCUGAGUCCUCAACUAACCUCAGAGAUGCAACACGCACCACCAGCACCUCCCUGGGGUUAGUACGCCUUCUCCAGGAGAGAGGAAUAUCAGCAGCAGUAUAUCACCAGAGUCAGAGCCUGGAGCACAGUCAGGGCAGUGGAGAAGUCCUAUUCAGCACCUCCAUCACCCCUAACCGAGUGUCCAACCCUGAAUCUCUGCGUCCCUCUACCCCUCCGAACUCGCCCACUGGAAAGGGAGUCUCUGCUGUGCCAAACUCUGCAAACUUUGACUUUAAGAGCCCCUCAUACGACAACUUCUUAGCCUCCAAACCGGCCCGUUCUAUUUUGAAGGAGGUGACGGGGGGGAUGAGAGGCAGGCAGAGAGGGAGGGACUGCGAAAGCCAAACAGACGUUAGCGUAACCGUCCACAACCUCAACCUGCUGGACAAGGUGAAGCGGCUAGGUGUGGCUGGAGCUCCGGGGGGCAGAGCAAUCAGCCCUGGCCCCAUGCUGGGUCCUCUGGGUGGCCUGCGCAGAUCUGGCUCCCCUUUUGGGCCCGAUGGAAUAAGGAGGAAUCGCAGUUAUCCAGCUGUGGUUGGGGCAAGCAUGGCCAUGAAAGCUCCAGGACCCAAGCAAUAGCCUGGACUGCUGCAAUUAGGAUGUCCAAGUAGGAGGCAGGUAGGGCUGAGGUCUGGCUGUUGAGCAGUCACCUAAAGCCCAGACACUGACUGACACUAUUCAUAGUGUAUGGCAGCAACAUGGCACAGCUGAUCAGUUUCUAAUCACUACUUUGGUUCCAUACUGAACUUAAUAGUGCUUUUAGGUGGCAAAUCAUGCUUGAUGUAAAGGCAAAAUAACUUUGAGGAACUGUUCACCCAUAAUGCAAAAAACAUAUUUUAGAUUUAGUUUUAUGUGCCUACAUUUUAUGAUAUCUCUGAGAUAUCUCACUGUUUUCUACAGCACUUCAGUGCAGUCAGGGUGAAUAGGAUUGUACAAAAUACUGAAUUACAUUUACUGUUGGAUAAUUCUCAGACACUGAGAACAGUUCUCAUUCUUUGGCUUUGUCCAAACUUCACACCAACACCUCUAACACCUUGUAUCUUGUUUAAUCCAUACACUAAAAAGAAAUGCAGGCAGUUACAUGGUGUAGGUACAGUACAUGUAUUUCUUGAUGAGCAACAGUUUUUCUUCCAGGGAGUCAAUAAGGAUUUUUCCACCAAGGGAGUUUUACAAGCUGUAACCUGGAGCUUCCCAUACUCGUAAUUAGGUGGAACUUGAAAGGCUGAUCUGGUCUGUUCCGCUUUGCUUUUCCAUUGCAUUUUUCCCUGUAAGACUCACUGUUUACAUGAGGGUAGGGCUGAGCUCCUCAUACACAUAGCUGAGCAAAGGAACUUAAUUUAGUACUACCUCCUAAGGGGUGCCAAAAUUUAGUUCCUGGAACUCAUCUCCAAAGUGUGCAAAGGACAGUGGAAACAAAAGAGGAACCCGGGGCAAGGGGUACAAGUUACAUUAUGGGUCAGUAGGUUCCUAUAAUGGAAAUGGCCUAACUGUGUAGAGCAGUUGUUCACCCAGUAAUGGUCACAGCAACUCCCUAUGAAGCCACAAACUUGUAAUUUUUACUGUACAUUUCUGUGUGUAUGGGCUAAGCACAUUAUAAACAACAUGUUAGUGAGCUUUAGAGAUGGUGUUUGAUCUUGGGAGAGAACCGGGCUAGUUCUUUUCCCCUGCUUCCAGUCUUCAUGCUGGAGGCUAACUGCCUCCUGAUUCUAGCUCUAAACUAAUUGCACAGACAAUCCUCUCAAUUGACUCUUAAAAUAUUUCCAAAAAUGUAAAACCACUAUUUAUAUAGUCUUAAUAAAAAACUGUCAUGUUGGUACUGCUUUUGGAAAGAUAUACUGCAGAUGGGUGACAAAUGAACGGUAAAAGCAACAUCAGCUUUCUCAGUGAGUUGCUGGGCCAUUAUAUGCCACCAGAACAGCAUCAGUGCACCUCAGCAUUGAUUCUACAAAUCCCUGGACUGUACUGGAGGGAUGAACACCAUGUAUCCAACAACAGAUAUUCCCUGGUUUAGUGUUUUGAUGAUGGUAAUGGAGAUGUUGUCUAACACAUUGGUCCAAAACCUCCCAUAGGUGUUCAACUGGAUUGAGAUCUGGUGACUGUGACGGUCACAGCAUAUGAUUCACACCAUUUUCAUACUCAUCAAACCACUCAGUGACCUUUAAUUUGUCACCUGUCUGUUGCUAUUGAUCUUUUUCCAAAUAGAAAUUAGAAAUGCUUUGAGCUCCACUAAUAUUUCCACAAAGAUAUCAUAAACUCUAGGCACAUUACAGCAGUUUUAUGUAAUUUCAUUGUAUAUAACUGGGUGAACUGACCUGUUAAAGUACAUCUGAGAUAUUUAUCUGGUAAACACUCAGAAACUUUGCAGUUAAAGCUGCAAAUAUCUCCCACUUGUAUUCACUUGCAUCCCUGCUUUGGAGACUGACUCUGCUGGUUAGAUGUAGUACUCCCACUCUUUCAUUUUUUGAAACACAUUCACAUCAUCCCACACACAUCCAGACAUACACAGGUGCACUCUGCUAAAUCUGCCAUGGCACUAGCUGGCUAAUUGUAGUCACUGUAGCAUUAAACCAUAAAACUCUUCAGUAUUACUGGAAUAAGAUCCACAUCUAAAAGAUUUAUACUAGAUAAAUAAAAAACCUUUCCUCAUUAGGUGUGAGUCUUUCUACAAAUCAAUGAAUAGAUCUUAUGUCAGUAUUAAACAUACUUUUGUUUAAUUUCCUAACUGGCCAUUUGACAGGGAACCUGCUGAUACUUCUAGUGAACUGGACAGAUCAAUAAGCUGAAGCCAAGAGGACAGAAAUAAGGGAACUGUUUGUGGUUUUGGUGGUGAAUUGAAGCAAGAUUGUGCCUCGAUAAUCUGUUUUUAUGGUUUCAUGUAAUUCAUGUAAGGGUGUGAAGUAGCUGUCACAGCCCUAGUUACACUUAUUUUAUUUUUUUUUAAAGUUGGCACACACUGUACUGUAUAUAUUGUUCACUGUCACUGAAAUGUCAGUAAUGACACCCUUGUGUAGUGCAUAACCAAGAACCACACAUCACUGUAAGUACUGGGGUGCGCA
Molecule: messenger RNA, 6405 nt
Organism: Monopterus albus (swamp eel)
Lineage: Eukaryota; Metazoa; Chordata; Actinopteri; Synbranchiformes; Synbranchidae
Gene: trak1b
Product: trafficking protein, kinesin binding 1b
Exons: 17
Coding region: 1265-3928 (887 amino acids)
Biological process (GO): mitochondrion distribution; vesicle transport along microtubule; endosome to lysosome transport
Cellular component (GO): cytoplasmic vesicle; mitochondrion; dendrite
Molecular function (GO): GABA receptor binding; myosin binding
Source: RefSeq, a predicted model, not a curated record